Messenger RNA from Prunus armeniaca (apricot), 459 nucleotides. Lineage: Eukaryota; Viridiplantae; Streptophyta; Magnoliopsida; Rosales; Rosaceae. The record is from the annotation of a GenBank genome assembly.
AUGGCAUCAAUGGCUUCACUAGAUAUUUUCUCAGAAGGGGAGCGGUUCGAUCCCAAAAAGCUGCAAGAGAAAAUGCGGAUAAACAGGUAUGCAUUUUCUGGUGGACAAGAUUCAAUAGAGAAACAUAGAGAACUUGGAGCACAUCGCGAGCUUACAGGUGUUGAUACGUUGAAUACAAUUGGCUACAUAUAUGCCAGAAAGUCAGCAAAAGAGCUACAGAUGCUUGCAAAGAUAGGAUUUCAUGAAGGCUUGCUUUCCAGUGAGCAAGGUGCCUACAUUGCAGAGUCUAUCGCUGCUAAAAACAUGAAACAAGCGAAGAGCCGUUUUCGGAUGUAUGAGGAUGCCACAGAUCAUGGUGGUUCUAAUCAUUCUGCAAAAGUAGAGCCAUCCAAUGGUUGUACAGGUGAAAGGGAAACUGGGAAGUCUGCAAAGAAACUUGUCGCAUUACAAUCAUUUUGA